AUGCACAAGGGUCCAAGAUAUAAGAACUGGAACAAGGGAGACCAUACCGCAGCUGCGCAAUUGCAACGUGAAGUUCAUGUGACAUUUGCUUCGUAUGGUCGUGGUCAUGCUGGAACAGGAGAGACCAUACCGCAGCAGCGCAAUUGCAACGUGAAGUUCAUGUGA
Messenger RNA from Dovyalis caffra, 165 nucleotides. NCBI's taxonomy places the organism in Eukaryota, Viridiplantae, Streptophyta, Magnoliopsida, Malpighiales, Salicaceae. The record is from the annotation of a GenBank genome assembly.